AUGAAAAUAAUAAUUGCCAAGCUUGUAGCGAAUAAUUCUCAAGAUGCUUCAAUUAAUAACAUACUUAAUAAUUAUGGUGAUCUUGAAGACGUUUUAACCAAUAAUGAUGAAUUUGAAGAUAGUAAUAAAAGCGAUGAUGAUCUUAAAUACAGUAAUGAAAGUGAUGAUGACCUUGAAUACAGUAAUGAAGAUGAUGAUAUGUUGAUUAAUAAUGGCAAAUCUGGAGAUAAUAAUGAAGACAAAUAUAAUAAACUUGAAGAUAUAUUAAUUAAUGACCUUGAAGACAGUAACAAUGAUUUUGAAGAUAUUUUAAUUGAUAGUGACAACUUUGAAAGCAGUGAUAAUGACUUUGAAGACAAUAUUGAUGACUUUAAAAAUAAUAUUGAUAGCAUUUUAAUUAACGAUAAUGAUUUAUCUACACAAAAGAUAGCAGAUGAGCCUGUGUUUUUCAAACCAUAUAACAGUAAAUAUGGUCUAUACUUCACUAAUUUUACUUAA
Messenger RNA from Dentiscutata erythropus, 498 nucleotides. The record is from the annotation of a GenBank genome assembly. Lineage: Eukaryota; Fungi; Glomeromycota; Glomeromycetes; Diversisporales; Gigasporaceae.